Messenger RNA from Cladophialophora psammophila CBS 110553, 1836 nucleotides. RefSeq names its product 5-aminolevulinate synthase, mitochondrial. The record is from RefSeq and is a predicted model, not a curated record. The coding region runs from base 1 to 1836 and encodes 611 amino acids. Gene Ontology annotation, biological process: heme biosynthetic process. Gene Ontology annotation, cellular component: mitochondrion. Gene Ontology annotation, molecular function: pyridoxal phosphate binding; 5-aminolevulinate synthase activity. NCBI's taxonomy places the organism in Eukaryota, Fungi, Ascomycota, Eurotiomycetes, Chaetothyriales, Herpotrichiellaceae. The transcript is spliced from 2 exons.
AUGGAGGCUCUGCUGCACCAAUCCAAGGGCGUCUGCCCCUUUUUGAAGAAGACCUCUCCCGCAACCCUGCGCUCUUUGUCGACCUCGACCCGCCAAUCCCCAGGUGGCGGCACCAUUACGAACCUGCAGUUCAUUGCCCGACGAUGCCCCGUCAUGAACAAGGCCCUGGCCGUCCAGAGCGCCCGCAUCAACUCGCGUCGCAGCUAUGGGAAUGUUGCUGCCGGCACUGGCGUGGUCAAGUCCCUCCUGGAGAAGAAACUGCACACCUCGGCUGAAAAGAAAGCGAGCGUGGACACCAAUCUGUUUCGACCUCCCCAGCCAGCUCCACCUCCGCAAGCCGUGAAGAACGCCGUCCAGAAACCGGACACCUACGCUGGCCCCAGACCCAGUGCGCCGCCUGCCCCACGUUUCGACUAUGAAGGCUUCUACAACAAUGAGCUCGACAAGAAGCACAAGGACAAGUCAUACCGCUAUUUCAACAACAUCAAUCGUCUGGCGAAGGAAUUCCCUCGCGCCCACAUGGCUGCAAAGGACGAGCGCGUUACCGUCUGGUGCUCCAACGACUACCUCGGCAUGGGUCGCAACAAGCAUGUCUUGAAGACCAUGCAUGACACGCUCGACAUGUACGGAGCUGGCGCCGGAGGAACUAGAAACAUCUCCGGCCACAACAAGCAUGCAGUGGAACUGGAAAAAACUCUCGCCGAUCUUCAUGGCAAAGAAGGCGCUCUGGUUUUCUCCUCUUGUUACGUCGCCAAUGAUGCCACCUUGGCCACGCUGGGCAGCAAAUUGCCCGACUGUGUGAUCCUGAGCGAUAGCAUGAACCACGCUUCCAUGAUUCAAGGCAUACGCCACUCCGGCGCGAAGAAAAUGGUCUUCAAGCACAACGACCUGGCUGAUUUGGAGACGAAACUCGCGAGUCUCCCACCCGAGCAGCCGAAGAUCAUCGCUUUCGAAUCCGUCUAUAGCAUGUGCGGCUCCAUCGCCCCCAUUGAGGCCAUCUGCGACUUGGCAGAUAAGUAUGGCGCCAUUACCUUUCUGGAUGAGGUCCAUGCCGUUGGAAUGUAUGGGCCGCGAGGUGCCGGCGUUGCCGAACACCUUGAUUACGAUACCUAUGCCGACCCCGAUAGAACCAAGGAAUCCCAGAGGGGUACCGUCAUGGAUAGAAUUGACAUUAUCACGGGAACGCUAGGCAAGGCAUAUGGCUGUGUGGGUGGAUACAUCGCUGGCUCCGCUUCACUGGUCGAUACCAUUCGUUCUCUCGCACCGGGAUUCAUCUUCACGACGUCGCUUCCACCUGCGACCAUGGCUGGUGCACGUGCGGCCAUUGAAUACCAAGCCGUCUAUCAAGGAGACCGGCGCUUGCAGCAACUUCACACGCGUGCCCUGAAAGACGAUCUCACCGCAAGAGGCAUCCCGGUGAUUCCAAAUCCUUCACACAUUGUCCCGCUCUUGGUCGGUGACGCCGAAACGGCGAAGAAAGCCUCUGAUAUGCUCCUCAACGAUUACGACAUCUACGUCCAAUCCAUCAAUUACCCAACCGUUCCGCGGGGUGAAGAGAGACUCCGCAUCACGCCCACUCCGGGACAUACUUCCGAAUUGCGCGCCGAACUGAUCGACGCGCUGGAGAAUGUCUGGAACCGCUUGAACAUCAAGCGCGUCAAGGACUGGGAGGCCCAAGGCGGGUUCGUGGGCGUGGGCGUCAAAGAUGCAGCGCCAGUCGAGUCUUUGUGGACCGAUGCGCAGCUUGAAAGCGCCGCGCAGUCUCUUGUCGCCGAGCCGCUGGCCCAGCAGGCAUCCGAGGCCCGAGCGUUGCCCAUCGCGGCUGCUGCUGCUUGA